AGAGAGGCGGAAAACUAGAAAGAACCAAACCCCUCUCCAGUCUCACGGAGUGACGACUCCACGGAGUCACGGUCCAUUGCAGAAACGGAGAGAUCGCCGAGAGUCUUCCGAUGACCGGCGCCGGCAGCAGCAGCCGGCGUCCGGCCGCAGCAGCCAGGAGCCGCGGGAGGCCCUCCGCCUCGGAGCCGGAGCCGGAGCCGGAUGCGCGCCGAGUCUCCGCCGCCGCGGCCGCGGCCGCGGCCGCAGCAGCGCGGCGCCGUGGCCGCGGCGACCAUGGGCCCCUGCGGCUCAUGGACGUGAGCCCCCGAACCCUCACGGUCAUAGGGAUUGCUUCCGUCGCGCUCGCCACCGUCGCCUUCGUGGCGUACACAGGCGGGUGGUGGGCGGAGGUGGAUGGGGAGGGCGCGGCGACGCUGCGCACGGUCAUGCGCUCCGUCACGCCGCUGCCGGCGCCUAGGAUGAUGGAUCUGCCACAGUUCCAAAGCAAUCAUAAGGAAAGCUUGUAUUGGGGUACUUACAGACCAAAUGUGUAUCUUGGAAUUCGUGCAAGAACUCCUCUGUCUCUAAUUGCUGGAUUGAUGUGGAUUGGCUUGAAAAAUGGACAGUAUUUUCUUCGUCAUGUUUGCCAAGAUUCUGAUGAGCUUAGCACAUAUGGGUGGACAGCUCACAAUGGUAGGGAUUAUGGACGCCAAGUGUUGGUUGAUCAUGGCUUACUCUUGACUACUAGUUUUCUGAAAGAGAAAGGAGAGGGCAGUGGUUAUGGUGGAGACUGGGCUGUUCGAUUGGAUGCUAAUAAUGAGAGGUCAAGUUUAAGUGAAGCUGAAGAAAACACCACACAUCUGUUUUUCUACAUUGCCGAUGAAACUGGAAAGUCGAUCACUAUGGGCCCACAUGAGCCUUCUUCAAGAGGCCCUGUUCUUUUGGCAUCUGGAUCGCAUGAGGAAAUUGGUGAUUGGGAAGUCUACCUGAGAUCUGAGGACAAUUUGGAAAUUCACCGAGCUGGAUUCAAAUCAAUUAGCAUGCAUAAUCUGAGUGACCUAGUACAGCAAGCCAUUGCGACUAAUGCAAUGCAAAGUGGUGGCCUUAACCUGCCAGACAUGACUGAAUAUUCUUCAAAUAUAAUGAUCUAUCAGGUUUCCAUAAUGUCUCCUGCCAAAGUAGACAUAGUAUUCUUGUCAGGGGCUGCCUCAAAAAAUCCAAUGAUAGAAGAGCGCAUUAGCAAGCUAACAGGUCCCAUGCUGAGCGCCCGUCUUGAAUCAAAAGAAAAGGAUUUUGAAGAGAGAUACGAUCAAACCUUUAAUCUAAAUAAUAAGAUUGAUUCCAGAGAGUUAUCUGUUGGUAGAGCUGCCUUGUCAAAUCUUCUUGGAGGUAUUGGCUAUUUCUAUGGACAGUCAAAAAUUGCGCUUCCAGAAGGUUUUACACAAAAAAAUGGGGAUAAAUAUAUUCCAUAUUGGCCUGCUGCGCUAUAUACAGCUGUGCCCAGCCGCUCAUUCUUUCCGAGGGGGUUUCUGUGGGAUGAGGGCUUCCAUCAAUUAGUCAUUUGCCGUUGGGAUGUGCAUAUAUCCAUGGAUAUCAUUGGCCACUGGUUAGAUCUACUUAAUUCAGAUGGAUGGAUUCCUCGGGAGCAAAUCUUAGGAGCUGAAGCUUUAAGUAAAGUUCCUGAGGAGUUCGUUCUGCAGUACCCUUCCAAUGGAAACCCUCCAACUUUAUUUCUUGCACUACGUGAUUUGGCAAGCGGGAUACAUGCAAAACAGUUUUCAGCUGAGGAAGCUGAAAAGAUCUCCACUUUCCUUGAAAGGGCUUAUAUACGGUUGAAUUCUUGGUUCCAGUGGUUCAACAGUACACAAUCAGGUAAAUACGAUGGCACCUUCUAUUGGCAUGGAAGAGACAAUAUGGCAACAAGGGAGUUGAAUCCAAAGACUUUGACAUCUGGGUUGGAUGACUAUCCUCGCGCAUCGCACCCUAAUGAUGAAGAACGCCAUGUUGACCUUCGGUGCUGGAUGCUUCUAGCUACAAACUGCAUGCGCUCAAUUGCAGAGUUUCUCAAAAUGGAUAGUGCCCUUGAGAAGGAUUACUAUAAGAUGUCAAAUCAACUUUCAGAUUUUGGGACACUUAACAAGUUGCACUUGGAUGACAAAAUCGGUGCUUAUUUCGACUAUGGUAACCAUACUGAAAAGGUUCGAUUGAGAUGGUAUGAUGUCAAAGAUAAGGAUGCUAUGAGACGAGAACUCUUGCGAGAAACAGUACAGCCCCCUCAGCUGCAAUUAGUACCUCAUGUUGGUUAUGUCAGCCUCUUCCCAUUCAUGAUGGGGGCCAUUCCACCUGAAUCGUGGGUUCUUGAGAAGCAGCUCGAUCUAAUAUCUAAUAGCUCUAUAUUGUGGACAGAUUAUGGCCUUCGGUCACUUUCUAGAACGAGUUCAAUAUAUAUGAAGCGUAAUACGGAGCAUGAUCCGCCAUAUUGGAGAGGUGCCAUUUGGAUAAACAUGAACUACAUGAUUCUUUCAGCACUACAUCACUAUGCGCAUGAGGAUGGUCCAUACAAGGACAGGUCAGGAGAACUGUAUGGCAAGCUAAGAUCAAAUCUUAUCCGGAAUAUCGUGCAGAAUUACCAUGAAACUGGGUUCUUCUGGGAAAACUAUGACCAGAAGAACAAAGGAAAGGGUAAGGGUGCACGGUCGUUUACUGGAUGGACUUCACUUAUUGUUCUGAUCAUGGGAGAGUCCUACCCAACAUUGCAUAGGUGAUAUAUAGCUCCCUAGCAGCCACAUAAAAGAUAGCAAUGCCAAUUGGAAUGGAAAGGCUGGCCAUUAUUUAGCUCGAUUUGAACCAAAAUGGUGGGAGAUCUUGAUUCGUAGCAUUGCUGCCUUAAUCAUGGAUUUUUUGACAAUAACUCCUGGUUACUCCAUUCAGCAUAUGUUUUGGCGAUAAUGAUCAUCCCGUUCUCUGUGAUACUGUUAA
Messenger RNA from Phragmites australis (common reed), 2958 nucleotides. RefSeq names its product alpha-glucosidase 2-like. Gene Ontology annotation, molecular function: Glc3Man9GlcNAc2 oligosaccharide glucosidase activity. The record is from RefSeq and is a predicted model, not a curated record. Bases 111 to 2744 code for a protein of 877 amino acids. Lineage: Eukaryota; Viridiplantae; Streptophyta; Magnoliopsida; Poales; Poaceae. Gene Ontology annotation, cellular component: endoplasmic reticulum membrane. The transcript is spliced from 22 exons. Gene Ontology annotation, biological process: protein N-linked glycosylation; oligosaccharide metabolic process.